Molecule: messenger RNA, 927 nt
Organism: Fulvia fulva
Lineage: Eukaryota; Fungi; Ascomycota; Dothideomycetes; Mycosphaerellales; Mycosphaerellaceae
Product: 50S ribosomal protein L1
Exons: 2
Coding region: 1-927 (308 amino acids)
Source: RefSeq, a predicted model, not a curated record
AUGGCGACCGCACGAUACUGUCCAUCAUGUCUCUCCUCCAUCUCGCGAUCAGCAAUAUCACACGUGCGAACACAAACGAUACAAACGCCCUCCUUCCUCCUCCCCUUCCACCAAGUCCGCACAGCAGUCCAAUCCGCCAAUGCACUCAAGUAUAAACGGAAAGGGAAAGAUAUACCCGCGUCGCAGCGAAAAAAGAAAGCAAAGAGCAGCUUCGAUACGCCAGACUUGAGGAAUGCCAUACAGUUCAGCCUGACAGACGCCAUGCGAUACCUCCGCGCCGCCGAGGUAGGCCGUCCACCCACAAGCAGCAAAUACGAACUCCACGUCCGCCUCAAGACACCGAAGAACGGCGCUGUCGUGCGAAACCGCCUGCGACUCCCACAUCCAGUCAAGACAGACCUCCGAAUCUGCGUAAUCGCCCCUCCCGACAGCAGAGAGGCGAAAUCAGCCAAAGACGCCGGCGCCUUUCUCGUCGGCGAAGACGAAAUCUUCGAAGCAGUAAAGGCAGGAACCAUAAACUUCGACCGCUGCAUCUGCCACACCGAUUCACUCCCUAAACUCGCCAAAGCUGGCGUUGCGAGAGUACUUGGGCCGAGGGGUCUUAUGCCGUCCGCGAAGACGGGGACUGUUGUGAAGGAUGUUGGGGCCACCGUGAAAGAUAUGGUGGGUGCGAGUGAGUACAGGGAAAGGGCUGGGGUUGUGAGGAUGGCGGUGGGGCAGCUGGGUUUCACGCCGGAGGAGAUGCAGAGAAAUAUCAGGGCUUUCGUGAAUGGGAUUAGGACGGACAUUGUGGCGUUGCAGGAUCGGAUCAGUAAGGAUAUACAUGAGGUGGUUUUGUCGAGUACGAAUGGGCCUGGUUUGAGCUUGAGUGGAGAGUUUAAAGGGCCUGGGAGUGUUGGGGUGAAGGAGUUGAGUGUGCCGGCGUAG